AGGACCACAAAUGACAAGGCGGGCGGGUUACUUUUUUCUUUUAUAAUAUCUUCCCAAAACCAUCGAGUGGAUGAUUUGAACGGCGCAGAAAUGGCACAUGGAAAAAGAAAAAACAAGAGCAAAACGUGGACGAAUACGCGCUGUCUCGGCAGACGCAAAACUCACAACAAUGAUACCAAACAGAGGACACCCUCACCACUACCUACUACUACUACUUCUCUUCCAGUAUACCAUACCACAUCCUACUACUACGACUUUUUCUUAUAACUACAAACAUAUCCAACACGGACCUCUUUCCUCAUUUUGUCAAUUACCUUAUGCUAUGAUUCUUGUCCAUUUAGCAGUUCAUCUUUGUUGCCCAGUUCUCAAUGUCUCAUUUUCUGGUUCAUGGUAUUAAUGGGACGGUCGACAGAGUCCUGGGGCGUCUUCGUGCUUGCACUCGGUUUAGGCUUGGAUUCGCUAUGUACAGAGCUUACGCAACAUUUGCACAAAGCAAAGCCAAUCUAUGUGUCAAGAAU
Messenger RNA from Colletotrichum acutatum, 518 nucleotides. RefSeq lists its product as uncharacterized. The transcript has a single exon. NCBI's taxonomy places the organism in Eukaryota, Fungi, Ascomycota, Sordariomycetes, Glomerellales, Glomerellaceae. Bases 98 to 397 code for a protein of 99 amino acids. The record is from RefSeq and is a predicted model, not a curated record.